AUGAUUCCAUCCAUAUACGGACAAUUAGCAAGUUCUGGAGCGAUCAGUGAUCCUCUAGUUCAAGCUGCCGCAGCAGCAUUAGCUGCUCAAUCAGCUGCUGUUACUAAUAACGCUACUGAUGCGCUUUCUACUACUGGCAUUCGUGACACAACGUUUACAAAAAUUUUCGUCGGUGGAUUACCAUAUCAUACGUCAGAUAAAACAUUACACGAAUAUUUUGAGCAAUUUGGUGAAAUUGAAGAAGCUGUUGUUAUCACUGAUAGACAAACGCAAAAAAGUCGCGGAUAUGGUUUUGUCACAAUGAAAGAUCGAGUUGCAGCUGAACGAGCUUGCAAGGAUCCUAAUCCAAUUAUUGAUGGUCGAAAAGCAAAUGUCAAUUUAGCAUAUUUGGGUGCUAAACCCCGUGGCAAUAUUCAACUUGCUGCGCUUUCUAACGGAUUACAGCAAAUUCCGCUGCAAGCGCAACUGCAGGCUCUAUUUCCCGGUCGCAUUGCCGGGUAA
Thelazia callipaeda (thelaziosis nematode) is the source of this 501-nucleotide messenger RNA. The record is from the annotation of a GenBank genome assembly. NCBI's taxonomy places the organism in Eukaryota, Metazoa, Nematoda, Chromadorea, Rhabditida, Thelaziidae.